CGCAUUAAUUAUUCUUCUUAUUAUCGUUUCCCCAGCACUUUUCGGCACUUUUUGCCUUGCUGUUGCUGCUGUCUCUGGCUGGUCCUCAUCUACUUGCUUAUUCCCGUGCUUGUGCUCGCCGUGCAAGCCUCUUUCUAUCAGUUAAGUCCUGUGAUCGUCUGGGUGUCUGCCCGGUGCACACCGCAGAUCUCGCUCCGACACUCACCAUCGACCCUUUUCGCCACAAGCGACGCAAAGAACAUCAACUCCCUUUUGCCUGUCAGAUUCGCUAUACUAUCACCAGACGCAUAGAGUGCCAUCAUGUCUUCCACUUCAGUCCAAGAAAUCCCUGAGAAGGCACCUGAUGAUUCUUCCAAGCUGAAGACUUUCUUGUCCAUCCUCCGCAAGUUCGUUGGAGUGGCCGACAUCGCGUCUGUUCGUUUCUCGUUGCCAGCGCAUCUUCUAGAACCCACGCCAAAUCUGGAAUAUUGGAAUUACCUAGACAGACCGGAGGCCUUCGCAAGCAUUGGUCAAUCGGAAGAUCCGCUGGGACGCACGCUGGAGGUUCUGAGAUUCUGGUUUACCAAGGACUUGAAAUACAUCAAAGGCAAACCAUGCAAGCCGUACAAUUCUACAUUGGGGGAAUUUUUCAGAUGCACCUGGGAAGUAGAUCAGACGCUCCCAGAAGUCUCGCCGACUCCAAAAGCUUUCUCCAACGCAAAGGACAGCAGCACAGAUCCCGUCAAGAUUUGCUACUUAACUGAACAAACAUCUCACCACCCUCCGGUUUCUGCCUUUUUUAUAGACUGCCCGGAUACGGGGGUCUCUGCGCGUGGUUUUGACCAGAUCAGUGCCAAGUUCACAGGCACCAGCAUCCGGGUCGCUCCUGGCCAGCACAACCUGGGAAUCUUCGUCAACUUGAAAAACAGAGAUAAUGAGGAAUACCACUUGACCCAUCCUGCAGCACACCUUGGUGGUCUCCUCAGAGGCGCUUUGGCGAUCUCUGUCUCAGACACUUGUUACAUUACUUGCGCCAAGACGCGCAUCAAAGUCAUUUUACAGUACUUGGAGGAGGGCUGGAUUGGUCGAGCGCAGAAUAAGGUUGAGGGUGUGAUCUUUCGAUACGAUCCGGAUAAGGAUGUCACCACGAGAAUCAAAGAUGUACCCGAAGGCGAUGUUCUUGCCCGGAUCAGCGGUUCUUGGCAUGGGCAAGUUUUCUACACGUUGGCCGGUACAAACGAACCUCGGCUUUUGAUCGAUGUCACACCCCUCUUCCCAGUCGCGAAGACGCUGCCUCCGGAAGAGAGUCAACUAUCCAACGAAUCCCGCAAAUUUUGGUCUUCGGUUACCGAAGCUAUCGUCGACAAAAAGUACGGCCAGGCUACCAAGCUCAAACAAGACAUCGAAGAGCGACAACGGCAAAAGGCCGCAGAGCGUCAGAACAAGAACGAAACGUGGCAGCCUCGUUUCUUCACCGGCGCUGUCACGCCUUUGGGAAGACCUGAGCUAACAGAUGAAGGGCUGAAGGUACUCGAUGGGCUACGCAGCGGUGAUUAUAGGUUGGACGAGAGUCUUACAAAGGGUGCAUAGAGGCGUUAUUUCUAUAGGUC
Molecule: messenger RNA, 1589 nt
Organism: Aspergillus welwitschiae
Lineage: Eukaryota; Fungi; Ascomycota; Eurotiomycetes; Eurotiales; Aspergillaceae
Product: putative oxysterol binding protein (Orp8)
Exons: 6
Coding region: 301-1569 (422 amino acids)
Biological process (GO): maintenance of cell polarity; piecemeal microautophagy of the nucleus; endocytosis
Cellular component (GO): membrane; intracellular membrane-bounded organelle; cytosol
Molecular function (GO): sterol binding
Source: RefSeq, a predicted model, not a curated record